GUCAGCCAGCCAGCCAGCCAGCCAGCUCAAGCUUCAGCACCAGGCUCAGCUCAGCCCUGUUCUGACGUGGAUAGAGAGAGAGAGAGAGAGAGCUCGCGUGCCCCUCCAUUCUUUGACCACUUCAAUCCUCUCCUCCUUCUCUCACCCAUCCAAACAAACUUCCCAAUUUUCCACGCGCCAUCGUCAGACACAAUCCCAAAUCAAUAACCAUGGCGACCGCGGAUCAGCGCGGACCGCACGAGAAGCUCGACAAGCAACUCGACAAGCAACUUGACAAGCUCCCCUUCGACAAGAAGAAGCUGAAGCAGGAGUUUGACCUGUCCCACUUCGACCUGAACCAGAUCUUACGCGGCAUCCAGCUGACGCUGGUCGGCGCCCACCGAGCUCUCCAGAACCCGGCCUUGUUCACAUCGGACCACUACCGCCAGGCCGGCAUCGCCGUGCUGAGUGGUCUCGCCAUCCGCCUCGUCAUCUCAAUUCCCAUCGUUGGCGUCAGGGUGCUUCUUUGGAUUCUUUCGCUGUUUCUGAGCUUGGAUCAUGUUACCUGGGACGAUCAGAUCGUUGGGGGGCUUAACUUCAUUGAGGAGUAUGUCUUGCAAGUGCCAUUCUUCCUAAUGGCCCUGAUGCGCUACGUCACGCCAACCCUGGACAAUAUGUUCAUGGACUCGUUGAACUGGGUCGACAAGACGUAUGUUCAGAAGCACAAGAACGAGGACCCCGAUAAGCUACGAGAUAUGUACUACCCCAACCUGAGAAUGUACAAGGUCAGCGACGGCAGCACCCACUCCACAAGCACCGCCGAGGCCAUCAGCAUGUUCUUGUACCGAUUCGCUCGAAAAGGCGCCAUCUCCCUCGCCGUUUUCGCUCUGUCCUACCUCCCCGUCGUCGGCCGGUUCGUGCUGCCUGCAGCCAGUUUCUAUACAUUCAACAAUGCGGUCGGUCUCGGACCCGCUUCGCUCAUCUUUGGAAUGGGCAUUUUCUUGCCCAAACGCUACAUCGUCAUCUUCCUGCAGAGCUACUUCGCCUCGAGGAGUCUGAUGAGAGAGCUGCUGGAGCCCUACUUCGCCCGCGUACACUUCACCAAGGAGCAGAAGAAGAACUGGUUCCGCAACCGCGAGGGGCUCUUGUUCGGUUUCGCCAUUGGCUUCUACACCCUGAUCAAGAUCCCUCUUGUUGGAGUCUUGAUUUAUGGCAUUGCCGAGGCGUCCACGGCCUACCUGAUCACCAAGAUCACGGAUCCUCCUCCGCCUCCCGCCGAGAAAGCUGCUUUUGCCGAGAGCCAACAGGAGUGGUCCAACAAGCAUGAGUUCCUCAACCUGUCGCUCAGCGACCUUGAUGCCAUUCAUCUCAAGUCUCGCCCAUCGACUGCAACGGGAGACGCCCAAAAACACCAGUAAAAAGGCUGUGUGUGUGUGGCAAAUAUGGAGUGUGCUAUUGGCUAUUCCAGGUACCUACUUGGGCUUGCAACCAGCAAUGAUGUACAACGGCAGCGAUCAAGCAGUGCCGAGGCUGGAAAAACAUGGUAUGCAUGCUACUGCUAGAUUAAAAACAGCAAACACGGCCCUGCAGGCGAAGAUGAAAAGAGUGUCACAUUCCGGAAUUGUGUGACGUCGAGCCAUCUCUUCAUUGCCUAUAUCUAUCUCCUGUGUC
This is a messenger RNA of Colletotrichum navitas, 1650 nucleotides long. RefSeq names its product transmembrane protein UsgS. The transcript is spliced from 4 exons. The record is from RefSeq and is a predicted model, not a curated record. Bases 210 to 1397 code for a protein of 395 amino acids. Lineage: Eukaryota; Fungi; Ascomycota; Sordariomycetes; Glomerellales; Glomerellaceae.